UUUUUUGCUUCCGGCUAACUCCCGUUACAGGAUGUCUGGAGUCGGCUUAUGCAGUCUACCCAGGAAACACUACAUAACCAAAAUAGAACUCUGCUAAGGCAAUCCUAAUCCUAUGACACGAAGAUGCGUGUUGUGCUUUCCAAAGCUGCUGCCUUUCUCGCUCUCACGUCACCAUCCCUUUCAAUUUUUCAUCCAUGAUUUAAAGAUUUUUGUCGUCUCAAGAACCAGCCAGCUCUCAUCUCCUUCGCUCGCCCUACUCUGUUUCUCUGAUCUUUAAUAACAGGUUUCUUGAUUAUCUUUCACAGACACUGCUCAUGGCUUCUUCAGUCUCUUCGGAUCCUAUCCAACCUCGAGAUGUUUGUAUUGUUGGGGUUGCACGUACUCCCGUGGGCGGCUUACUUGGGUCUCUUUCCUCUCUUUCUGCAACGAAGCUAGGAUCAAUAGCAAUUGAAUGUGCUCUUAAAAGGUCAAACCUUGAUCCAUCACUCGUGCAAGAGGUUUUCUUUGGGAAUGUUCUAAGUGCAAAUUUAGGGCAAGCUCCUGCUAGACAGGCUGCACUAGGUGCAGGUAUACCCAAUUCAGUAAUCUGCACCACUGUUAACAAAGUUUGUGCAUCAGGGAUGAAAGCGGUGAUGCUAGCAGCACAGUCUAUUCAAUUGGGCAUUAAUGAUGUUGUCGUAGCUGGCGGCAUGGAAAGCAUGUCAAAUGCUCCCAAGUAUCUAGCAGAAGCAAGACAGGGAUCUCGACUAGGUCAUGAUGCUAUCAUUGAUGGGAUGCUCAAAGAUGGCUUGUGGGAUGUAUAUAAUGACUUCGGAAUGGGAAUAUGUGCAGAAAUAUGUGCUGACCAACAUAUGAUACCAAGAGAAGAGCAGGAUUUGUAUGCUAUUCGAAGCUUUGAGCGUGGAAUUGCUGCACAAAAAGGGGGUCUCUUUGCUUGGGAAAUAGUUCCGGUUGAAGUUUCUAGGGGCAGAGGGAAACCAUUCAUAGUAGUUGACAAGGAUGAAGGUUUACUGAAGUUUGAUGCUGCCAAGUUGAAGAAGCUUAGACCAAGUUUUAAGCCGGAUGGUGGGUCUGUUACAGCUGGCAAUGCUUCUAGCAUAAGUGAUGGUGCAGCAGCGUUAGUAAUGGUGAGUGGGGAGAAAGCACUUAAGCUUGGGUUGCAAGUUAUUGGCAAAAUCAGAGGAUAUGCUGAUGCAGCUCAGGCACCUGAAUUAUUUCCAACCGCCCCGGCCUUAGCAAUACCAAAAGCUAUUUCAAAUGCUAGUCUUGAUGGUUCUCAAAUUGAUUAUUACGAAAUAAAUGAAGCCUUUUCUGUUGUGGCUCUUGCCAAUCAAAAGUUGCUAGGCCUUAAUCCUGAAAAAGUGAAUGUGCAUGGUGGAGCUGUAUCUUUGGGACAUCCAUUAGGAUGUAGUGGAGCUCGUAUCUUAGUCACGUUGUUAGGGGUACUGAGCCAUAAGAACGGGAAGUACGGAGUUGCUGGUAUCUGCAAUGGGGGAGGAGGGGCAUCUGCCCUCGUUCUCGAGCUCAUGCCAGUUUCAAGGGUGGAACGUUCUUCGUUAUGAAAUUAUAAUCUAUUCCAUCACCAUCAUACUAUUAUGCAAUUUGUUCAUUCCUUUUCGAGGGCUUGUUCUUCUUAUAACAAUGCUGGAAUAAAUAUAUCAGUAUAACUCAA
Messenger RNA from Carica papaya (papaya), 1672 nucleotides. RefSeq names its product Thiolase family protein (gene AACT1). The record is from RefSeq and is a predicted model, not a curated record. Gene Ontology annotation, cellular component: mitochondrion. NCBI's taxonomy places the organism in Eukaryota, Viridiplantae, Streptophyta, Magnoliopsida, Brassicales, Caricaceae. Gene Ontology annotation, biological process: fatty acid beta-oxidation. Gene Ontology annotation, molecular function: acetyl-CoA C-acetyltransferase activity.